Molecule: messenger RNA, 2308 nt
Organism: Poeciliopsis prolifica (blackstripe livebearer)
Lineage: Eukaryota; Metazoa; Chordata; Actinopteri; Cyprinodontiformes; Poeciliidae
Product: cell surface A33 antigen-like
Exons: 6
Coding region: 47-874 (275 amino acids)
Cellular component (GO): plasma membrane
Source: RefSeq, a predicted model, not a curated record
CACAGCAACAGCACUUUAGAUUAGUCUGAGCAAAUAAAACUUCACCAUGGAGAACAGCAAGACUUUUGUCUCAGCCCUGAUUUGUCUCGUGUGGUCAGCUGCUGCUGCCAUCGAGGUUGACAUCCCAAAGGAUCAGUAUGAGUUUGCCAGAGGAGACAACAUCACACUACCCUGCACAUUUAAAAGCGUUAUACCCAAUCCAUCACAGAUCACGAUCACAUGGUUUGCUGGUGAUGUUCCGAUUCUCACCCACUAUCAUCCCUCUGGAGACACAGACAUUACAUUUGAGAAUCGGAUGUCUGCGGAUGUAAAUAUUAACGGUGGAUCUGGGAAAGCUGACCUUAAGAUUAACUCUGUCACAAUUUCAGACAACAACAAAUACCAGUGUAUUGUCCAGGUCCCCAGGGACAAACAAGGCAAAAUUUCUGACACAGCAACAUUGACUGUUCUAGUGGCUCCAUCUAAACCUAUCUGCAAGAUUCAGGGUACAGCAUCGUGCGGCCAAAACAUCAACCUCACCUGUGUUUCUGAGGAAGGGUCUCCUCCUCCAACUUACAAGUGGAACAGUUAUGAUGUCCUAAACAAUCCUCGUGCUCAUGAACCCAGAACCACUGAUAAGGGAGGCAUCCUGUCUCUGUACAACAUCACCAAAGAGACCUCAGGAUUUUACAUCUGCGUCUCACAAAACAAGAUUCACUCAGCUUCCUGCAACCUCACAAUCUCAGUCUUGCCACAGUCCACAAACAUCGGUUCAACUGCAGGAAUCAUUGGAGGAGUCAUCACAGCUUUGAUUUUACUGAUCGUUAUUCUCUCUUGCUUUUGCUGCCGAAAGAAGGAUGAAGACAAGGAGGAUUAUGCCAUGGCACCACAAUAAAUGCAUUUUUUCUAACCCUUUAGCUCUAAACAUGACACAAGACAUUUAAACUCUCACAGAACUCAGGUUAACAGAUCCAUGAAUUAGAUUUUGCAUUCAUACAACAGAAUUUUUAAAUAUUUCUGGUAUUUGUAAUAUCAAAUUUGCAUUCUCUCUUGACUUGGGGAUUUCUUGUGUCUCAAUUGGUGUUAUGGGGCUCUGGUAAAAUGUAAACAAGCAUACAUUGGUUUCUCCCAGUGAUCAGAUAUUGAUUACCAAUAUAUGAUCAUAUAUUUGUCCAACUCUUCUCCGCACCCUAAAGCAGUUAUUUAUUAUAGUUGCUGUUCAUGGCUUUAACAAUCUGAAUGGUCUGAGAUGUAGGAAAGGAAUGGAUUAAAAGAAUUCUGUAAAUUCUCCUCAGUCAAAUCUACUUUUAUUUUCUUGACACAAGAAGCAGUCAGCAGAACCCUUGAGAAUUUAUGCAUGUUUUCUGUACUGCUCUUUGUUAAGAUUUUGUCCGGAAAACAUGCUUUGGUAAAUUCACUUUAUUUACUUAUGAGCUGUUGGGGAGUUACCCUUAGUGUGCAGAGUUCACAUGAAAACAUAAAUGGCACAUCAGCCAACAAACACCACAUAUUUCUUGCUCAGUUCCAGACCACCGGAAACCUUCUUUAUCAGUAUGCAUAGUUAAUCUAAACAUAUUUCAAUUGAUUGAAUCCUAGUGUCCACAUAUUACCUUAAGUUAUUGUAUAAUUGGAAUCUAAAUAUGGCAAAUAACCAGAAAUAUACAUUUCUUUUAUUGUUUAUUCGGCAACCUUCACUGGUCAGCAGUUCAUUUCAUUCAGGUUAAAAUCAGACAAGUUUAGUUAUUGUUCAGUUGUUCAUUUAUUGGUAUUAUUAAGGAAAUAAUACUAAUAAAUAUUUUUGUUUGUUUUUAGCUUCUUUCAGAAAUGAGCUUUUUGUCAUUAUCAUUGCAAAGCUUUUGCAUUCUGCUCCCUUUCUAUUUGUUACAACUGCGAUUGCUCUUUAUAUAAAUUUUUUUAUACCAUCUUACUUUUUGAUCUAAAAAUUCUGAACAUUUUGGGAUGUUUUCAAGGAUUCAUCAUUAUGAAUGACAAAAUAAUGUCAAGAAAAAACUGCCAUAAAUUUUUUUUGUUUUUUUUUUUGACUAUAGAAAGUCUUUCUGGACCAAUGAUUCUGUGUUUGUUCUCCUUUAUUUAAAUCCCUCAUUGUAACCUGAAUUUAGCUGUGUAAUUUCAUAAAUUUAUAUUAAAAUUAGAAUGUACGUAUGACAAUGAAUCUGUACGUAGAUCAAGUCAAUGUACCAUACUGAUUUGAUGGUAGAUUUCUGGAUAUAAAUAAGACUUUCUAGUCCUGUAAGGAGCUGUAUGAGUUGUUAUAAAUUUGAUCUUUCUGAGUGAAGUGAAUUGAGCAAAUUAAAAAUAAAAUAAUUAA